Molecule: messenger RNA, 1975 nt
Organism: Vicia villosa (hairy vetch)
Lineage: Eukaryota; Viridiplantae; Streptophyta; Magnoliopsida; Fabales; Fabaceae
Product: omega-6 fatty acid desaturase, chloroplastic
Exons: 10
Coding region: 7-1527 (506 amino acids)
Biological process (GO): lipid metabolic process
Molecular function (GO): oxidoreductase activity
Source: RefSeq, a predicted model, not a curated record
GAGUACAUGCGGCUGAAAUGGGCUAUCCAUCUGCAUCCACAUUCAGUGGACCCCACAGCCAAACCACUCUCGCUAACUUCCUCUCUUCUCAAUUCAAUUGAACUCAACCCUCUCUCUCUUGUCAAAUAUAAAAACCAAAAUAAUAAGUUUAUCUUCUCCAGAGAGAGAGCUCAAUUUCCUCUCGACAUGGCUUGCACCUCUGCAAAUUCAUUCCUCCAAUUAAAGUGUUCUACCCACCAGAGGCCACUUUUGAAUUUGAGAAGAAACAUUGCUGUUCAUCACUCACCUGGCUCAUUCAAUCUAAAGGGUGACGGGUUAAUCCAUAAAGGGUUCGGGCAUCAAAGUCAAAGACAAUUUAAACCUAGGAAUAAAGUUAGAGUUAUACGAGCGGUGGCAAUUCCACUUGAACCAGCUCAAGUCGAAAGUGCGGAGUACAGAAAAGAACUGGCAGAACGGUAUGGUUUUAACCAAAUUGGAGAGCCGCUUCCAGACACUGUUACAUUGAAGGAUGUUAUUACUUCUCUUCCUAAGAAGGUUUUUGAGAUUGAUGAUGUGAAAGCAUGGAAAACUGUUUUGAUAUCGGCCACUUCGUAUGCGUUGGGGCUUCUUAUGAUUUCUAAAGCACCCUGGUAUCUACUUCCUCUGGCUUGGGCUUGGACAGGGACUGCUGUAACUGGGUUCUUUGUUAUAGGACAUGAUUGCGCUCACAAAUCAUUUUCAACAAACAAAUUGGUAGAAGACAUUGUUGGAACUCUGGCCUUUUUACCACUAAUUUAUCCAUAUGAGCCAUGGCGAUUUAAGCACGACAAGCAUCAUGCAAAAACAAACAUGUUGAAAGAAGAUACUGCUUGGCAGCCUGUUUGGAAAGACGAGUUUGAGUCAAAUCCACUUUUGAGGAAAGCAAUAAUAAAUGGAUACGGUCCACUUCGAUGCUGGAUGUCUAUAGCUCACUGGUUGGUCGUUCACUUCGAUUUGACCAAGUUCAGACCAAAUGAAUUAAAUAGAGUGAAGAUAAGUUUAGCUUGUGUUUUUUCCUUCAUAGCAAUUGGAUGGCCAUUAAUUAUUUACAAGACUGGAAUCAUGGGAUGGAUAAAAUUCUGGUUGAUGCCAUGGUUGGGCUAUCACUUCUGGAUGAGUACUUUCACCAUGGUACAUCAUACUGCACCACACAUACCGUUCAAAUAUUCAGAAGAGUGGAAUGCUGCACAAGCACAGCUUAAUGGAACGGUUCAUUGUGCUUACCCUCAAUGGAUCGAGAUCUUAUGCCAUGAUAUUAAUGUCCAUAUUCCACACCACAUAUCCCCGAAAAUACCGAGCUAUAAUUUACGAGCAGCCCAUAAAUCUCUCCAAGAAAAUUGGGGAAAGUAUCUGAAUGAAGCUAGUUGGAAUUGGCGAUUGAUGAAGACAAUCCUGACGGUGUGUCAUGUGUAUGAUAAGGAGCAAAAUUAUGUUUCCUUUGAUGAAGUUGCGCCUGAAGAAUCUGGUUCAAUUAAAUUUUUGAAGAAAGUAAUGCCUGAUUAUGCAUAACUAGGUCCAACUUCACUUAUUCACAACAAAUUUUUGAUGUAUCAAAGUGGGAAAGUAUACCAUUCAUUUUCUUUUAGGAGAUCAAUAUUGUUUAGUAUGGUUCCAUUUUUUAUAUCACAUAUAACAAGAGGAAAUUGCUUGAAGCUCUCUUAAAGUUCAGGUUUUAAGGUACAAGGGCAAUCCCUGAGCGACAUUCGGCGUGUGUUUGCUUUCACGGCGGAGAGCCUCAAAUGCAACAAAUGUUAUGAAGCUACCAAAGGUAGCCUCUACUGGACCGCGAUAUUAACCAGGGAAACGAACAUACUACCGUUAGGUCAAGGUAGACGUUAUAGUAAUCUCGAUCACAUUGGAAGAGUAUUAUAUUAUGCUUAAACAAAUGUAACUGAUAAAAUAUCACGUGGAGUGUGUGGUUUGAACUUAAUGCAUGAAUGAGUUAUGACAUUUUUGA